Molecule: messenger RNA, 1254 nt
Organism: Xylona heveae TC161
Lineage: Eukaryota; Fungi; Ascomycota; Xylonomycetes; Xylonales; Xylonaceae
Exons: 4
Coding region: 1-969 (322 amino acids)
Source: RefSeq, a predicted model, not a curated record
AUGCCGUUGAGUAGAGAAGAGCUUCGAGCUCAAGCUCGCUAUAUUCGUGAAAAACUCGGGCCUCUCGUCAUCCGGGACGGCGCUGAUAUCUUACACCGCGAUUCGCUGGAGAACGUCGAAGCCUUUUUCUCCGAGCUGGCAAGAACAGAGGUUGAUAUAGAUAUCCUCAGGUUUACUCGGAUUGACAAAGCUCUGCUAGAGAUGAGUGCUAUGGGAUCCAGAUGGCCUACAUAUCUUGUGGACAUGGCUGAAUCAACCGUACGAGAAUGGGAGAAGAGGCUGGGAGAUAUCCGUCAUCUCCGAACAGCUCUCUGGGCACCAAGUGGUAGAAUGGUUUCGAAGGAGAAGAAAGGAUGGCUUGUCGAUAAAGGUGAUCCUGCCAAGGCACACGUCGUGGGACAUAAUUGGAUUCGCGCUGGAGACUGGUGGAUCAAACCGGCGUGCGCCUUUCGCGAUGGGGCGAUUGACAACCCCAAAGGGGGUAUCACCGCUGAUGAUGAUGGCGCAUACGCUAUCCUCUUGAGUGGAAAAGAGGAGCUAGAGGGUUCAGAGCCGAAUUCUAUCAUAUACAGACCAGACCCUACUGAUCCAAAACGAUUCAAGUUGAUGAAGAAUUUGGAAUUGCGCAUGCCAGUACGGAUGCUGCGAUCCUGGCGAUUGCAGUCUGUCUGGGGUCCAAGAGCUGGUGUAAGAUAUGACGGGCUAUACAGGGUCACGGGAUGGAGCACAAAGCUCGAGGAUGGCCUCAUUACUUUUACUUUCUAUCUUGGCCGGAAUGAAGACCAACCGCCGAUGAGCCAAGUCAUGAGACACCCCACAGCAGAAGAGAUUGAUGACUGGAAGGAUUACCAGGAAAUCAAAAGUCAAUUUCGUGGAAUAGGGCUAGCAUCUCCUCCAUCUGAGAAACAAUGGCUAAUGGAUUCGGCCCGAGACAGUGGAUAUUUUAGCAGACGCGCAUCAAAGGAAUAAGCAUGCCAAACAAGAGAGGGGAGAGGCCGAUAUUUGCAAAGAAGACAGAACAUGUACGCGAAACGCGGCAGGGGCAGAUGAUGCAAUCUGAUUAGAAGUCUGACUGCCAUGGGGAUGAAGGUAGCUUGAAAGAAUACACGCAUCAUUAAGUCAAUGAUAUCUCACCGCAAAGAAGAUAUCCAGAUGAUGAAGAUGAUGCAACAAUUGACGAAAGGAAGUGACCACAAGAAAGCACAAAAUGGAUGCAAUGACCACCCUAUAGAAGGGAUACUAUCAAUGAUGACG